Molecule: messenger RNA, 933 nt
Organism: Oppiella nova
Lineage: Eukaryota; Metazoa; Arthropoda; Arachnida; Sarcoptiformes; Oppiidae
Source: the annotation of a GenBank genome assembly
AUGUCUAUUGAAUUUAACUUUAAGGGAAAAGUAGCCCUGGUCACCGGGUCGAGCUCGGGUAUAGGCGCCGCUACAGCCGUACAGUUUGCCAAAGCGGGCGCAGAUGUUGUGGUGACCGGACUGUAUGCCGACAACGACUUAUCGUCGGUAGCCAACCGGUGCCGAAGUCUGGGCGUAAAAGUGCUGGAAAUGGCCGCAGAUGUUACCCGAGAGGCAGACAUGCGAGCACUGGUAGCCAAGACUGUCGACACAUUUGGCAAAAUAGAUAUACUGGUCAAUUGUGCCGGUACUGGUAAACGGGCCGCCAUUACUGAGCCCUUAUAUAUGGAUGCCUUUCGAAAGCUAAGGCAAACAAACUUGGAUUCGUACGUAUUUAUGACCCACAUAUGUGUGGAGCACUUGGAAAAGAGCCAGGGUACUAUUGUCAAUAUAUCCAGUAUUAGAAGUACCCAAGCGGGCCCUAAGGAUUCAGUGUAUUGCAUGUCAAAGGCAGCGACCGAUAUGUUCACCAAAUGUAUGGCCGUUGAGUUGGGACCCAAACGGAUCCGGGUUAAUAGCGUUAACCCUGGUGCAAUCCCCACUAAUUUUAUGAAGGAGUUAGGGGUAGAUGUUAACAGACUAAUCGUAGGUAUGCCUAAAGUAUUGCCGGCGAGAAAGUGCGGUACACCCGAUGACAUCGCGUCAGCCGUACUCUAUUUGACAGCACCGGAGGCGGCGUUUAUAACCGGCACUAAUUUGGUGGUCGAUGGCGGGCAUACUGUCGCCGGCAUUCCCUUCAGUUAUGAUCAAAAGUAGCUGAGAGUUGCUUUUAAUUUAGACCUUAACCUUUAGAUAGUGACAAUAAUUUUAUGAAUAACCAAGAAUAAAUAAUACAUUUUGAACAGUACAUUUAUUAAAAAAUAAUUUUAAUUUUAUAAAAAUUAAAUACGGUAG